Molecule: messenger RNA, 195 nt
Organism: Clunio marinus
Lineage: Eukaryota; Metazoa; Arthropoda; Insecta; Diptera; Chironomidae
Source: the annotation of a GenBank genome assembly
AUGAAACUUUUUUCCAAGGACAAAAUCAGGAAUUCAACUAAUGGAAAUAAGCAACAAAAUGUUGAUUGCGAUUCAAGUAAUGUUGAAAACCAUUCAAAAGUUUUCCAGUCUCAUUCAUUUACGGCAAUUAGAGCAAAGUGUUUCCUUCUCCUUCUUUACCAUCAAGCAUCAAACGAAGAAUAUCAAAAAAAGUAA